Ctenocephalides felis (cat flea) is the source of this 786-nucleotide messenger RNA. Its product is annotated as piwi-like protein Siwi. The record is from RefSeq and is a predicted model, not a curated record. Gene Ontology annotation, biological process: regulatory ncRNA-mediated gene silencing. Gene Ontology annotation, cellular component: P granule. Lineage: Eukaryota; Metazoa; Arthropoda; Insecta; Siphonaptera; Pulicidae. Gene Ontology annotation, molecular function: piRNA binding.
AUGUCUAUAGCUACAAAAGUUCUAUUCAGUGAAUUGCAAAUGGGCGGGGCUCCUUGGUCUGUGGAAAUCCCCAUAACAGGUCUUAUGGUCAUUGGCUUUGAUGUAUGCCAUGACUCCUCCAAUAAAGCCCUUUCAUAUGGCGCUUUGGUGGCAUCUGUAGAUAGAUGCUUAACACGAUACUUUUCAGCUGUGAGUCAUCAUGCUCGUGGGGAAGAAUUGGCUAAUGAUCUUGUAGUCAAUAUAUCUAAAGCUCUUCUUAAAUAUAAACAAGCCAAUGGUGGAAUGUUGCCUCAAAGAAUUGUAUUCUAUCGUGAUGGUGUAGGCGAUGGACAAAUUCCUUAUGUUCAUAAUCAAGAAGUGAGGCUGGUACUUAAUCUUCUUGAGGAACAAUAUGGGAAUUUACCAGUACGACUAGCAUACAUAAUUGUGAGCAAGCGUAUCAAUACCAGAAUUUUCUCAGUUGACAGAAAAAAUCCAGUACCUGGAACAGUCGUUGAUGAUGUUAUCACACUGCCAGAGAGGUACGAUUUCUUCCUAGUCAGUCAAACAGUACGCCAAGGUACUGUUUCUCCAACAUCUUACAAUGUCAUUUAUGACACACUAGGGCUUGAUCCCGAUAAGAUCCAAAGACUUUCAUACAAGCUCACCCAUAUGUACUAUAAUUGGUCAGGUACUUGCCGUGUGCCAGCGCCCUGCCAAUAUGCACAUAAAUUAGCUUACUUGGUUGGACAAAGCUUGCACAGGGCACCAAAUAGUAAAUUGGAUGACUCUUUGUACUUUUUAUAA